UCUCUCCUAGAAACGUAUGCGUCCCCCUUUCUGUGGUGCAAUUGGUGCAACAAAUAAAAGUUAGAGAGAGAAAGAGAACCAAGAUUAUUAAAAAGCACCAAAAUUUUUCUUGGUCUUUGGGGUUGUAGUAGUAGCAUAUGGUCUUGCACUCUCUCUCUUUCUCUCUUUCUCAUCUGUGAAAUCUGACCUGAAAGAUCACUUCUGGGUCUGAGUGCGUGAGUGGUCUUUCUUUCUUAGCCAGCCAAAAAAUCUCUUGGUUAGAGAUAGAGAGAUCAAAAUCUUAUCUUUGCACCGAUGAGGAUCCGUAAAAGGCAGGUUCCCUUGCCUCUCUCGUCUCUCUCUCCGGUUCCUCUCUCAGAUCCCCUCCUCAACCGGUCUCCGGUGGUGCAACUCCAACUCCACGAUGCCACGCACCCAAAAGCCUCAAACCCACUUGGAAAUCUCACCCCACAAGGCGAUAGAGAUGCCCACUUUGAUAAACCGCCGUCCGAUCAACCCAAUCAACUUCUCUCACCGAUCGGAGGAGGAAGCAGUGGCCUGGAUUGCUCGGAUGAUGCUGGUGGGACACACCAGGGGAAUAAUAAGAAAGAUUUCUCGGCGUUAUUGCUAGGGGAAGAUGAGAGAAGGAGCGAGCGAGAGAAGGGUAAUGAUAUCAGGAGGGGAGGCAUCCUGGGUGCAGAAACUGUUACUGGGGUUCUUCCAGAAUCAAGCACUUCCCAUCAAGCACCUGGAAGAUGGUGUGAAGGAGAGAAAGCAUUCCCACCAAAGAAGAGAAGAAGUACCUUUGAAAGAAGAGCGAACGAAGACGCGAUAAUGGAGAAAGACAAGAAGAUGAUCAAGACUAAGAUGAAGACGAAGAUGAACAAGAAAUGUGCACAACAAUACGACGAAGGAGAAGAGAAGGAAACAAAGGAGGCUCCUGAGAAUACCAGUGCAAAAAAGAGGGGUAGAGGUGGUGCACUUAUGGAGGGAUCGAGGUGCAGUCGUGUUAAUGGGAGAGGAUGGAGAUGCUGCCAACAGACCCUUGUGGGCUACUCUCUUUGUGAGCAUCACUUGGGAAAGGGGAGGCUAAGGAGCAUGGCAAGCGUUCGAAGCCGAUCCUUGGCUGGGAAUAAUACUGCUCCGAAAAUGGAUCAUGAGUCGGAGCCAGUACUUUCGGCACCUUCGUCGUCGUUACAGGAAAACAAACCAAAAGAUUCUGUGUCAGAUAAUGAUGGAGAUGAUGAUGGUCAUGAAGAUGAGAAGAAACCAUUGAUGGUCACGAAGAAAAGGAUGAAGCUUGGGAUGGUGAAAGCGCGUUCCAUAAGCAGCUUGCUCGGCGAAACAAACAACGGGCAUAAUGUUAUGGCUGAUAAUCAUCAUGAUCAGUAGUAAGGCAAAGUACGUACAUACUCUCUGAAGGCAAAACCUGCGAGGAUUAUUGCGUGUCGAUCGAAAGCCAUAAAAAACACAAUGGAGGUUCAGGUUUGACGUUGUGUUACGCAAGCUAGUACUGGUGCAACUGCUUUCAACAUCCGUUUGCGUUUGAUAGUUUUAAUGAAAUAACGAAUAUUAAUUAAUGCUUUUAGUUAUCAUCAAUUUCUUUUUUUCCUUUGAAAUCUUUUCGUUAAUUAGUUCGAUGAUCUUUUGUUUAAUAUCAAAUUAAGAAGUACAUGGGAAUUUAUAUAUUUUGCAGCUUAA
Molecule: messenger RNA, 1680 nt
Organism: Juglans microcarpa x Juglans regia
Lineage: Eukaryota; Viridiplantae; Streptophyta; Magnoliopsida; Fagales; Juglandaceae
Exons: 4
Coding region: 295-1371 (358 amino acids)
Source: RefSeq, a predicted model, not a curated record